AUGGCGCAAGGCUUCAAGCCCACCAAGGUCUCCAAGGCACCCAAGGCACGCAGCGGCAAGGCCACGCCCACCGGGCCCAAGCGCGGGCCAAAGGUCAUCCCGCCGAAGAAGACGGCGGCCGUCAAGCAUGCGGGCCAUGUGCGGAAGCAAACGGCCUCGCUCACUUCGCGCAUCGAGACGGAAAUGGCAGGGCGCGCGUCGCGCGGCGGACCGUUGACGAUCAUGAAGGGCGCCGCCGAUGGCGCGGCAAAGGAG
This is a messenger RNA of Tilletiopsis washingtonensis, 255 nucleotides long. RefSeq lists its product as hypothetical. The transcript is spliced from 2 exons. The annotation marks the transcript as partial. NCBI's taxonomy places the organism in Eukaryota, Fungi, Basidiomycota, Exobasidiomycetes, Entylomatales. The record is from RefSeq and is a predicted model, not a curated record.